UGAUUCCCUACUUCGCACAAAAGAAAACCCUCAGUCUCUCUGUCUCUCCCUAAACCCUAAGAAAGUCCCCAAGCCGACUGCUUCUCGGCACUCUGCUCUGCUCACGCGCUCAGAGAAAUUCGUGCUUCUUCUCGUUUACCGGUCACAGCUUUCCACCGAUUAAGCUAAGAAUCAUCCACCGCCACCAGGAUAAUAAACGGUCCGACCAUCUCGAGUUUCUGUGAAUUCAUCAAUGGGAAAGAAGCGCAAUCGGAUUCAAAAUCCCCAGCCGUUCCUCGUAGAUGACGAUUCGAUUGCGUCAUCCAAGAAGCGAUCCAAAGCUCCCAAACACCACCAAAAGCAAGAGAAGUUAAUUUCCUCUGGUAUUAGCUCGAAAAUCUUGAAGGAAGCCUUGGCUCAACAAAAGGAGAUAGAAGAGGAAGCUGAAGAGCAAAACCCUAAGAAUGCAUUCGCCUUUGCCGCAAUAGCAGAAGAGGAAAGGAAUAAGCAAGAAGAAGAAGAUAAUCUCGACGAUUUUGGUGGAUUCUCCGAGACUCAAAGCCAAUUUGGCGGUUGUGAAGAGGAGAUUGACGAAGAUGAGGAGAAGUUGCUAGAGGCAUUCUUAUCAAAGGAUGCUGGUCAACAACGGACACUUGCAGAUAUCAUUAUCGAGAAAAUUAAAGAAAAAGAUGCAAAUGUUUCUUCAGAAGCACGACCAGUGCCUAAAUUGGAUAACUCACUCAUAGAGUUGUACAAGGGACUGGGCAAGUUUCUUAAUAAAUACACGGCAGGAAAAAUGCCCAAAGCAUUUAAGCACAUUCCUUCGAUGCAACUUUGGGAGGAUGUUCUAUACCUAACUGAACCAGAAAAUUGGUCACCAAAUGCAAUGUAUCAAGCCACAAGAAUAUUUGCUUCCAAUUUGAACGCGAAGAAGGCUGAACGCUUUUAUAAGCUUGUCUUGCUUCCUCGAGUCAGAGAUGAUAUAAGGAAGAACAAGAAACUGCAUUUUUCUCUAUAUCAAACCUUGAAGAAGGCACUAUAUAAACCUGCUGCAUUCAACAAGGGGAUACUGUUUCCAUUAUGUAAAUCAAGAACAUGCAGUUUAAGGGAAGCUGUCAUUAUUGGAAGCAUUAUCCAGAAAGUCUCCAUUCCUAUGCUUCAUUCAAGUGUUGCAUUAAUGAAGCUUGCAGAGAUGGAAUAUUGUGGCACAACAAGUUACUUCAUAAAGCUUCUUGUGGAGAAGAAAUAUGCUUUGCCAUAUCGUGUGGUUGAUGCAGUGAUUGCUCAUUUCUUGAGAUUUAUGGAUGAGACAAGAGUAAUGCCAGUAAUAUGGCACCAGUCACUACUUGCCUUUAUCCAAAGGUAUAAGAAUGAGUUGCAGAAGGAAGACAGACACUUUAGAAGGCUGCUUGAAAAGCAGAAGCAUAAAUUAGUGACUCCUGAAAUUAUCAGGGAGCUAGAUAACAGCCGUAAUCGCGGGGAGAAGGAGGAUGAUCUUAUGCUGAUAACAUCCCCAGUUUCAGUGAUUAAUAAGACUAUUGAAGAAGACAGAUUUGAUAUCCCAGAUGUCCCAAUGGAGGAGGAUUAACUGUAUGUCAUCUUUCUUGCCAUCUAAACCGUGUAAACAAGUUUUGGUUCUUCGCCCAGCUCAAUGACAAAGCAACUUAAUAGGCCUAAGAUGGAAGAAGAGCUUUUUGCCUUCGGGCCCAAGAGUUUUGUUUAUCUUGAUUAUUGGGUGGUCACUUCCAUUCUUUAGUAUAAUAAAUGUUAUUUAAUUGAUUACUUAGUGGAGAGAAUCUAGCAUUGUGCAAUGUAGUACAACCUUCACCAAGUAGAAUCUGGUGGAAGUACAAUAUCCUCCCUGUUUUGUGCAUGAUACAGGAAAUUAGUUAUUUAAAUUGAGAUAUAACUUUAUAUUUCUUAGUAGAUUAUACAAUUUCUCUGCCA
This is a messenger RNA of Carica papaya (papaya), 1926 nucleotides long. RefSeq names its product bystin-like protein. Gene Ontology annotation, molecular function: snoRNA binding. Gene Ontology annotation, cellular component: cytoplasm; preribosome, small subunit precursor; nucleolus. The record is from RefSeq and is a predicted model, not a curated record. Gene Ontology annotation, biological process: rRNA processing. Lineage: Eukaryota; Viridiplantae; Streptophyta; Magnoliopsida; Brassicales; Caricaceae.